AAAAAAUAUUCGAUCCAACGAUCAGCCCUUCUGCGGAGUUUACAGUCGUUAUUCAGUGGUCUUCGUCGUCGCCGUUGCCCCCCCUCCUCUCUCUCUGCUCUGCUACAAUGACCAUGGCCGUGGAUCCCCUCCACCACCUAAAACCCUGGACGAAACCCAAACCUCUUCUUCUUCUUCAAGCGAACCGAUGACGACCACCAUGGGUCCACCUCCUCCCAAACCCCAAAUCGAUAAUAUUGUUACACAAUCCCAACCCCAGCCAGAACCCGAUACAAACAAAUUCGAUACCGCAGAAGAACCUAUAGAGAAUUUACCCGAGACUGAGCAUGACAGUGCCAAAACAACGUCGGAGCCAUCUCCAUUGCAUCAGAGCGCUAAAGCUGCGCCCGCUCCUUACACAAUUCCGUGGAGCGGAGCUCCAUGCCACCAGUUCUACCUUGAGAUUCUCAAGGAUGGCUCUAUCAUCGAUCAAUUCCAUGUGCAUGAAAAGGGGGCUUACAUGUUUGGACGUGUGGAUCUCUGCGAUUUUUUACUCGAGCACCCUACCAUUUCUCGGUUUCAUGCCGUUCUUCAGUUUAAAAGAAGUGGUGAUGCCUAUCUUUAUGAUCUUGGCAGUACUCAUGGUACUUUCAUUAACAAGAGUCAGGUUAAGAAAAAUGUUUAUGUGGACUUGCAUGUUGGUGAUGUCAUUCGGUUUGGCCAUUCAUCUCGCUUGUACAUUUUCCAAGGACCGGCUGAGUUGAUGCUGCCAGAGAGGGACUUGAAAGUUAUAAGAGAUGCAAAAAUUCGAGAAGAGGUGCUAGACCGGGAAGCUUCCCUUCAACGAGCAAGACGGGAAGCAUCUCUUGCUGAUGGUAUCUCAUGGGGUAUGGGAGAGGAUGCAAUCGAAGAAACUGAGGAUACUGGUGAUGAAGUAACUUGGCAGACAUACAAAGGACAGCUUACAGAGAAGCAGGAAAAAACCCGUGGUAAAAUAUUGAAAAGAACGGAAAAGAUUGCUCAUAUGAAAAAGGAAAUAGAUGCCAUCCGUGUUAAAGACAUUGCUCAAGGUGGUUUGACACAAGGGCAACAGACUCAAAUUGCUCGGAAUGAGCAAAGGAUUACACAGAUUAUGGAAGAACUAGAAAACUUGGAGGAGACACUGAAUGAUAGUAUCCAAGAAAGUAUAGGUGCACGUACUGGAAAGAUAUCUCGUGGUAAGAAGAUAGGAGCCGCAGAAGAUGAUGAAGAAUAUUCAAGUGAUGAGGAUGAAUUUUAUGAUCGGACAAAGAAGAAGGCUUCUAGUCAAAAAGUUGGUGAGAACCAAUCUGUUGAAACUGCUGAUACUCUUCUUGAUAAGCGAGAUGCCAUAAUACAGGAAAUGGAAGAGAAUAAAAAGUUGCUUUCAAUUGAAAAGAACAGAAUGGCAUCACAAACUACAGUUGAAACUGAGGUUGGAGAUGCACUUGAUGCUUACAUGUCAGGGCUUUCAUCUCAGCUAGUGCUUGAUAAAACCGUGCAACUUGAGAAGGACUUAUCAGCUCUCCAGUCAGAACUGGAUAGGAUAUGUUACUUGUUGAAGAUUGCUGAUCCAACUGGAGAAGCUGCAAAUAAAAGGGAUUUGAAAGCAAAAGAGCAGAAGCCCAACAAAUCAGAAACUCCCGCAGCUGCAAUUAAGAAGCAACUUCCUACGGUUCCAAAAGAAAAGAGUCAACCAGAGAAAGGAGUGAAUGGCUCUGUGCUGAAAGAGGGAACUACAGAUGCAACUGUGGAGUCGAGCAAGAAGCCAGAAGCUGCCAAGAUUGUCAGCGAUGCAACUGAAGGCAAAACAGCUGUAUAUACUGUUGUGAAGCCCCAAUGGCUUGGGGCUAUAGAGGAUAGAAAGAUAGAAGUGGCCCAACAAGUAGCACCCCUGGAUCUUCAUGAGCCUGAUCAUUUUGUUGACUACAAAGAUAGGAUGAAAAUAUUGGGUGCUGAGGAGGAAACACACACAAAGGGGGUGUCUGGGAUUGAAAGUGCUGCACCAGGUUUGAUUGUAAGGAAGCGGAAGCAAGUUGAUAAACCUGAAGGUGGCGACAGCAAUGCUCCUCAAUCGUGGACAUCUUCCUCUUCAGGAGCUGUGAUGGCAGAGGAUGCUGUGGCAUUGCUGCUAAAGCAUCAAAAGGGGUAUCGUGCACCAGAUGAUGAGGAGAAAUAUGAAGGCCAAGAUAGUUCAGGGGAUAACCAGUCGAGUCAGGAUAACAAAAAGCCUAAGAGGGUGCUAGGUCCUGAGAAGCCCUCAUUUCUCAAUGGUACUAAAGAUUAUGAAUCUUGGGUACCCCCGGAAGGACAAACAGGUGAUGGGCGGACAUCCUUAAACGAACGCUAUGGUUACUGAGUUUCCAAGUGUUGCGUGCUUACUCUGAAGUACGUGGCUGGUAAUUAUGUAAAUUGGCAUGAAAUUAUGUGCUUUUGAAGGCAUUCGUGGUGGAAAUAGACUCACUCUUGCUUGGACUUUCGUAAUCAAGUUUAAGUUGGAGGGAUAUGACUCGGAUGAGGUUUGUAGGAGACGUUAUGGGAAGAUGUGGUAAUAGAGAAACAACAUCGUGCAA
Messenger RNA from Juglans microcarpa x Juglans regia, 2570 nucleotides. Its product is annotated as kanadaptin. Lineage: Eukaryota; Viridiplantae; Streptophyta; Magnoliopsida; Fagales; Juglandaceae. The record is from RefSeq and is a predicted model, not a curated record. Gene Ontology annotation, molecular function: protein binding; mRNA binding.